Molecule: messenger RNA, 439 nt
Organism: Brassica napus (rape)
Lineage: Eukaryota; Viridiplantae; Streptophyta; Magnoliopsida; Brassicales; Brassicaceae
Product: putative defensin-like protein 119
Exons: 2
Coding region: 86-307 (73 amino acids)
Source: RefSeq, a predicted model, not a curated record
UCUAUAAAUAUAAUAUUUAUGUACACUACCAUUACAAACGUUGCUUUGUUCUUUCAGAAAUUCUCUCCAAACUGUAUCGCGAAAAAUGACUAAAGCCUCUAUUUUUGCUUUCUUCAUGAUCAUCUUCGUUUUUGGAAUGGUGAUUCAAGAAACUCAAGGACAAAUGUGUCAUGCUCUUGGAAUGGAAUCAAACUGUAAUGAUGGCGCAUGUGCCAAUCUGUGUAAGCUGAAAUGGAAGGGAAGCGGCUCGUGCUUCUCAAACCAACAUGUUUACAGUUGUUUAUGCAAUUUUCCUUGCAAAAUUUAAAUUUAUCUAUCUUUAUCUAGAUGUCAUAAUUAAAUGAUUUUGCUAUCUUUUCUAAUUUUAUAUGGUUUGGUUUUCUCGCGGGAAACGGAACGGUAUCGGUUGAAAUCUAUAAAAGAAUAAACAUUUCCAUUA